AUGAGAUCAAGGCAACCAAUUUGCUUUGCUUUUCUCUUUUCUAGUCUUCUAUUCUUUCCUAGUGUUGCCACCGUCUCUUCUACUUAUGGUGGAAAUGAGAGCGAUCAUCUGGCGUUGGUUUCAUUCAAGUCGAUGAUUACCCUCGAUCCAUACGGAUCAUUAAGCUCUUGGAACACUUCCCUUCAAUUUUGUGAGUGGAGUGGUGUAUUAUGUGGAAAGCGGCAUAGAAGAGUGAUUGGUGUACAACUGAACUCAAAAGGCCUAAAAGGCGUUUUAUCUCCUCAACUAGGGAACCUUAGUUUCCUUCGUGAGUUUUCGAUUAGGGACAACAACUUUCAAGGAACCAUCCCUUCUGAACUAGGCCGUCUUUCCAGGCUACGUUUCCUUGGUCUUGACCGAAAUAAAUUUGAUGGGGUCAUUCCAACUAACCUAUCCAGUUGUUCUAAUCUUGAAAUUCUUUGGCUUGGUUUCAAUAAGAUAGUUGGAAGCAUACCUAAGGAGAUUACUUCCCUCCCAAAACUUACGUUUGUAGUAGCUGAUAUGAAUAACUUAACCGGCGGAAUCCCAUCUUUCUUAGGAAAUAUGACAUCCAUGGAAGUAUUCUCUGUUUCCGGAAAUCCAUUGGGUGGAAGCAUUCCUGACACCUUAGGCCAAUUGAAAAGCUUAAGAGAGAUCUUUUUGUCAGCCGCUUUAAGGGAUAACCAACUGACAGGACCUCUUCCAUCCUCCAUAUCUAAUUGUUCGAAAUUAAAAUUUCUUGAAAUGAGUGACAACUACUUUAAUGGCAAGUUGACAAUAGACUUUGCAAAGCUAAGAGAUAUCAAUGAAGUGUUUAUAGGUAACAACCUCUAUGGACGAGGAGAAGAUGACGAUAUGAAGUUCAUUGAUUCCUUGAUGAACUGCAGCAAAUUGGAGAUGUUGUAUCUUUAUAAGUGCAAUUUUCAAGGAACGCUACCCGCAUCAAUCGGUAAUCUUUCUCAUAACCUCGAGACUCUAGAACUUGGAGGAAAUAAGUUAUAUGGAAACCUCCCUUCAAGUAUAGGUAAUCUAGUUGGCUUGACCACUCUAAACGUAGGAGAUAACCGAUUUACAGGGAAAAUCCCUUCAACCAUAGGAAUGCUUCAAAAGCUACAGGUUGCCAGUCUAUCUGAAAACCAAUUUGCAGGGCUGAUUCCAGAUGCUAUUGGGAAUUUAUCAUUGUUGAUUAAACUUUUUUUAAACUCCAAUAGAUUAGAGGGCAAUAUUCCAUUAAGGUUAGGGAAUUGUCAUAAUCUAUCAGAGUUGUACCUUGAUGACAAUAAACUUGACGGCAAAAUACCUAAACAAAUUCUUCAACUUUCAUCUCUGUCCAUAACCUUAAAUCUUUCUCAAAACAACCUAAUUGGUUCACUUCCACCGGAGAUUGGAGACCUCAAGAUGUUGAGUUAUCUUGAUUUGUCUCAUAACAAUUUAUCAGGAAACAUUCCUAGUAGCAUUAGUGGUUGCUCUAGCCUUUCGGAGUUAUACCUCAAAGGAAACUUGUUUCAAGGCAUAAUACCACCAUCAUUCAGUUCCUUAAGAGGAUUGGUGGAACUCGAUCUUUCUCAUAAUAAUCUAUCGGGCCAAAUUCCUAGGUUCUUAGAAAAGUUCCCGUUAGUACAUAUAGACCUAUCCUUUAAUGAUUUAGAGGGUGAAGUGCCGAUGAAAGGAGUGUUCGCCAAUGCAAGUGCAUUUUCAGUGUUGGCAAAUAGUAGGCUUUGUGGUGGCCUGGUUGACCUUGGGUUACCCAAAUGCAAGGAUAUUCAGAAACAUAAGAGAAGGUUUCCUAUGUUUGUACUGAUCAUCUUGAUUGCAUCUACAUUUUCCACCAUUGUAUGUUAUAUAUAUUUUUGGCGUAAGAAGAAAAAUAAAGAUCAACCUGAUCGAUCAUCAAUGAAUAAAGGCUUCUUGAAAGUUUCUUAUGGUCAACUUCUCAAGGCAACUGAUGGGUUCUCCGAAGCCAAUUUGAUUGGCAAGGGUGGGUUCAGCUCUGUUUACAAAGGAAUCCUUGACCAUGAAGAUAGAUCUGUAGUUGCAGUUAAAGUUUUGCAUCUUCAUAAUCGAGGAGCUCACAAAAGCUUUAUAACCGAAUGUAAUGCAUGGAGAAACAUUAGACACCGAAAUUUGUUGAAGAUAAUAACCAUAUGUUCAAGUGUCAACUUCCAAGGCAAUGAUUUCAAAGCUUUGGUUUAUGAGUUCAUGCCCAAUGGGAGCUUAGACGAGUGGUUACAUCCAAGUGCAAGUAUAUAUAGACCGAACCUUCAUCAAAGAAUAAACAUUCUCAUUGAUGUCGCAUCUGCACUCAACUAUCUUCACAAUCAGUGCCUGAAAACAAUUGUUCAUGGAGACCUGAAGCCUAGCAACAUUCUACUUGAUGAUGAUAUGGUGGCCCAUGUUGGAGACUUUGGUUUAGUUCGAUUCCUUGGACCAGAUUCACACACAAAUAGUUCAACCGGGAUUAGAGGAACAAUUGGGUAUGUACCUCCAGAGUAUGGUCUUGGAGGAGAGAUGGCAAGUAGUGGAGAUGUCUAUAGUUUUGGAAUUUUGUUACUGGAAGUGAUGACAGGGAAAAGACCAACGGAUAACAUUUUUAACGGAGGGCUCAGCCUACAUAACUUUGCUUCCAUGGCCUUCCCGGACCAUGUAUCUGAUGUUAUUGACUGUGAGCUUCUAGACUAUCAUCAAGAGGCUGAUGCAACUUAUACGCAAAGGGUGGAAGCAAAUGCAAAGACUAUAGAGGAAUGUUUGGCUUCAAUAGUGGCGAUUGGAGUAUCAUGCUCAGUGGAUUCUCCAUCGCAACGAAUGAAUAUUGAAACUGCUGCCCAUGAGUUGAAACAUAUUCUGGAUAUGCUUCAGGCUAAGUCAUAG
Messenger RNA from Erigeron canadensis, 2886 nucleotides. RefSeq names its product receptor kinase-like protein Xa21. Gene Ontology annotation, biological process: protein phosphorylation. The transcript is spliced from 3 exons. The record is from RefSeq and is a predicted model, not a curated record. Gene Ontology annotation, molecular function: protein binding; protein kinase activity; ATP binding. Bases 1 to 2886 code for a protein of 961 amino acids. Lineage: Eukaryota; Viridiplantae; Streptophyta; Magnoliopsida; Asterales; Asteraceae.